AUGGAUCCAACUAUCUCUGAGACCAUCCUGGACUGCUCAGUUAUCCCACCAGGCCGCUGCCACCAGCUGGCCAGCAACUGCGUGUCACCCCCGUGCGGUGCCCACCCUCGGGAGCCAGAUCUCUCUCUGCUCCGGCGGCACCAAGGGAGCCCACCCACUCUCCGCACUAACCUGGCCGCCGCACACUCGCCGGGCUCCGCUGCGCGCGGCUUCCGGGUGUGCGCAAAGACGCAGGGGCGGCGCCCCAGCCCGAGCCGCCGGGUCAGCCCGCGUGUCCCGCCUUCUCCGCUCAGGGCCUCUCCUUCCUGCCCCGCUGUCCUCCGUGGCCAGUCCCCUGCCUCAGGGCAAAGCCCACCUAGUCUGCUGAGCAGAAAACUGCCAGAGGAAGUGUUGGCGCUCAUCUUCCGCGAUCUGCCUCUUAGAGACCGGGCUGCAACCUCCAGAGUCUGCAAGGCCUGGGCUGCCGCCACCAGCAGCAGUGCUGUGUGGCGUGACACCAACAUCAGUUGUGACAGUGAGCUGGAAGACUUGUUGCCACCGUAUUUGUAUGCCUGCCUGGACCACAUUCACAACCUACGGCUGGAAUAUGAGCCAUCAAAGAAGCCCAGCCGCCGAGCAGCCACCGAGCUACUGAGGGCUCUUGCCGACCGAGCCCCAGGACUUCGAGGCCUACGCUUGGAAUGCCGCGGAGAGAAGCCGCUUUUCGACGCCGGCGGCGACAUCCUGAGUGCUGUGCACGCAGUCUGCGGAGCCGCUCCCCAACUGCGCCACCUCCACCUGCGCCGCUUGCCCUACACACUAGACGACACGCUGGUGCUUCAGGCUGCACGUGGCUGUCCCGAGCUCCGUAGCCUUUUCCUGGACAACCAUGCACUAGUGAACAACGUGCAGCCCAGCUCUGUGCUCAAGCUUUUGGAGGCUUGCCCGCACCUGCGCGCCCUUGGACUGCACCUGGCCAGUCUGUCGCCUAAGGCGCUGGAACUGCUGGCCGCACCACAUCGCGCCCCUUUUGCACUCCUGGCUUUGAGGUGCGCGUGCCCCGAAGAUGCUCGUGCGUCCCUCCUGCCUGAUGAAGCCUGGGCGACACUGCGUUGCCGCCACCCUGGGCUAGAGGUGGAGCUGGAGCUGGAGCCUGCGCUUUCUGACGAGGCCGUAACGCGCGUCCUGCAACCAGCCGUACCAGUGGCUGUGCUGCGUCUCAACCUCUCGGGUGACACGGUAGGGCCCGUGCGCUUCGCAGCGUGCCACUACGCCGAAACUCUGCGCACCCUCGAGGUGCGCGCAUCCGCUUCCACCGAGCUGCACACCGCUCUGGAGGAGGUGGCGGCGCGCUGCGCGGGCUUGAGGGAGAUACACUGCUUCUGCGUGGUGAGACCCUCGGUACUGGACGCCUUCCGCGCGCAGUGUCCGCGCCUGCGCAGCUACACCCUCAAACUAAAGCGUGAGCCGCAUCCCUGGCGGCCCACGCUGGUGCGGUGAUUGGGCAAUCUCACCACUCCA
Molecule: messenger RNA, 1500 nt
Organism: Microtus ochrogaster (prairie vole)
Lineage: Eukaryota; Metazoa; Chordata; Mammalia; Rodentia; Cricetidae
Gene: Fbxl8
Product: F-box and leucine rich repeat protein 8
Exons: 4
Coding region: 1-1479 (492 amino acids)
Molecular function (GO): protein binding
Source: RefSeq, a predicted model, not a curated record